CCCAUCCAAAAACAUCGCACUCGAACCGCCAGAGACCACGGCCGCAUUCCCGGCUACUGGCGUAGUGACUUUCAUCCUCAACGCAAUCAUCCAUUCCACGACCACGACGAUCCACGCGCAAAUCCUAGUUCAGGCCUGUCGCGCCAAAGGAGACUUUCACCAGAGACGCUGAAGCAAAGGGCGCAAGAAGUGUUUGUCGCAGCCAUGGCGGAUAUAGAUUUCAAGGAAGAGCGCGACGAUAGGCGCGACGACCGACGUGAUGACAGGCGUGAUCGCGGUGGUCAUCGAGGGAACAAGCGCCGCCGCGACGAUGACAAUGACAACUACUACCGUGGUGACGAUCGCCGUGGGCCCCAGCGACGCCGCCAUGAUGAAGGUAUCCCACGCCGCCGAUAUGAAGAGCCGCCGUUUCCGAGGUUGCGUAGACUGCUCCUCAACAUUGCCAGUUCCACCAAGCUGCCACAAGACGAGGCCAUUGACAUUGCAAAGUUCUUUGGGGAGCACUUUGAUGAUGAGCGUAUCCGCUCCGACUUCUUCGAUGUCAUGGUCCAACUCAUUGUCGAACAGCCGUUCAAAAUCCCGUUUAUUGCGGCCGUCGCCUACUACGCAAACGACGUAAAGCCAGAAAUCACCAUCGAGGCCAUGAAGCGCGUUUCAGACAGAGCACAGGAGGCACUCAAUGCUGGAGAGUGGAAAGAGUUCAAGCUCCUCCUGAGGUUCUUUGCUUGCUUGCAAUCGCUGUACGAGGACGACGGUGUCUUUGGCUUCCUCGGUCAGCUGUUUGAUACGGUCGUGGAUCUGCAAAGUGCAAAUGAGAACGAUGUUGUUGGUAUUGAACUCGUCAAGAUUAUUCUACUCACCAUCCCUUACGCGCUCGUUGCCGGAGGAGAGCGCUUCCACGAGCAUGCGCGGCAGCUGUUGAAGAACACUGGCAUUGUAGCGAGUAACAUGGUUCCCAUUGAGAGCCUUAUCCACUCCUAUGUCGGCGACUUCGAGUCCAAGCCAGUCAGCUACAACAGCGUCAUUGCCCUCCUCCAGGCGCAGCUUUCAGCCGAGGCGGAAUCUGGAUUCGAGCUCAGGUGCAUUCCACGUAUUGACCCCGAGGCCCUGCGUAUCAUGAAUGCCAAAGAAGAUGACUCUUUGCCCACGGCUCCUCAGACUCACACUCUCCCCACAUUCACCAUCCCAUCUCCCGUUAACCCUGGCCCUCGACCCGUCUUCCCGGAAGCCUACUUCUCCCUUUUUGCCGACCAGGAAGUCGAUACGGUGCCCAAGACGACUGACAUUGCAUCUUCGCUUGUACGAGAUGCUAUUGUGGAUACCAUCAACCAGCUCGACUUCAACCGUGAGAUGGUUGCCAAGUUUCUCGUCGACGUGGACUGUUACUGGUCUGUCGACAUCUUCGCCAAGCGUGGUUCGCCCUUUGAUAAGUUCCGAGAGCUAGUCGGCGAUAAGAUCCAGUACAAGUCUGAGGACAUGAUUAUUGACGCCAUCUUCUCGCAACUGUUCAAGCUGCCCAGCGCCGAACACAAGCUCGUCUACUACCACUCGCUCAUUACACAGUGCUGCAAAGUAGCUCCUGCGGCAAUUGCCCCAUCGCUGGGACGAGCUAUUCGCACCAUUUACAAGAACCUGCCCAUGAUGGACCUGGAGUUGGGAUACCGAUUCCUUGACUGGUUCUCGCACCAUCUUAGCAACUUUGAGUUCCGAUGGAGGUGGACUGAAUGGCUGGACGACCUCGACCUUUCCAACUUGCACCCGAAAAAGGCAUUCAUCCUUGCCACCUUGGACAAGGAGAUUAGACUUUCUUUUGCCAAGCGUAUCCGGUCGACUCUGCCAGAGCCAAUGCACUCGUUGAUUCCCGAGCGACUAGACGCAGACAACAGUCCCGACUUCAAAUACGACAACCCGGAAACCCCAUAUGCCGUUGAAGGCCAGACGUUGCUCAACCAACUUAGAAAGAAGGCCACACCUGAGGAAGUACAAGUCACGAUUGACAGCAUCCACGAGAAGGCUCUCGCGCAAGGUGUCAGCGAAGUUCUCGUGCCUUCAACCGAUGCCUUUGUUACUGCCAUCUGCCGCCUGGGCGCAAAGUCGUUGUCUCACGUUCUAUCGUGCAUUGAGCGAGGCAAGGACCGGCUCCUGGAGAUUUCGCAAAACGAGACUGCACGCCGUCAGAUUGUAGCGAGCGUGGUCGAGUACUGGAAAGACCAGCCUGGUGUGGCUGUGCGCAUCAUUGACAUCUUGCUCAACUACACGAUUCUUGCGCCUAUGACGGUUGUGCAGUGGGUGUUUGGCAGUCACAUGGGGGCUGGAGAGGCUUUGACUGAGAGCUGGGUUUUCGAGAUGGUGUCCAACACAGUCGCCAAGGUGACCAACCGCAACCGCCAGAUCGCGUCGGCCCGUCUCCAGAAGGGACUUCCACAGGAGCAGAUUGAAAUGGUUGAAGCGACGCUGGCCAAGGACAGAGACAAUGCGCGGGAGCUCUUUAAGUACAUUGAGGACUCGAUGCGCGGCGUGGCCGAGGGCUCUGCUGACACGUUGAUUGAGAAGUCUUCGAGUGGCGCGCUGGGCGAUGAAGAGGUUGAGCUGAUCAAGGCUUGGGGCAAGCGCUGGCAGACCGUCUUCAUCCGCAAGGCUCAGGUGGAAGAGUCUGUUGUGGGCGAGGAGGCCGUCGAGGCGAGGAUCAAGCUUCUUGCUUCUCAGCCCGACCCCGUUCCCGAGAGCAUGGAGCAGGACGACAACGGCACGGUCGAGGCGGCAAACGGCGAGGCGCAGGUGUAGUGGGUCGAGGGGGACGGAGCACGCGAGACAUCACCUGGCAGUCCAGCAAAAGCAUGCGUCCAGCAGCAUGUGCAUUCGUACGGGCGUAUCGGUGGCUAUUGAGUUGGGAUUGAAUUUGGUCUAGUCGUGUAUGAUAGGUCCGAGAGUGAGGAGGAGCAUGUGUGCUGCUGCUGUCGCGCCCGUUUCAGGGCUCGAUGGCCCGACAGCAGGGCGCAUGAAGUAAUCUAUGUGCAUGUCCG
Molecule: messenger RNA, 3023 nt
Organism: Exserohilum turcica Et28A
Lineage: Eukaryota; Fungi; Ascomycota; Dothideomycetes; Pleosporales; Pleosporaceae
Exons: 6
Coding region: 205-2784 (859 amino acids)
Biological process (GO): nuclear-transcribed mRNA catabolic process, nonsense-mediated decay; mRNA export from nucleus
Cellular component (GO): nucleus; nuclear cap binding complex
Molecular function (GO): RNA cap binding; mRNA binding
Source: RefSeq, a predicted model, not a curated record